This is a messenger RNA of Puccinia triticina, 210 nucleotides long. RefSeq lists its product as uncharacterized. The transcript has 2 exons. The record is from RefSeq and is a predicted model, not a curated record. Lineage: Eukaryota; Fungi; Basidiomycota; Pucciniomycetes; Pucciniales; Pucciniaceae. The coding region runs from base 1 to 210 and encodes 69 amino acids.
AUGCGCUUUAUCUUGCCUUUUUUGGCUGUCUUCCUUGGUGUUACCGUACACUUAUACGUUGCUUCACCUGUCCUUCGCGGCGCCGUCGACCAGAAAUCAGGUUCCAAUGGGCAAAACAAUCCUCACGCCGGGCAAAACAAUCCUGGUAGCAAUGGGGAAAACGGGCACAGCAAUCCAGGUGGCAAUGGGCGACACCCUGGAUGUUGCUAG